Polyodon spathula (Mississippi paddlefish) is the source of this 2785-nucleotide messenger RNA. Its product is annotated as phosphatidate cytidylyltransferase 2-like. Gene Ontology annotation, cellular component: endoplasmic reticulum membrane. The coding region runs from base 144 to 1481 and encodes 445 amino acids. The transcript is spliced from 13 exons. The record is from RefSeq and is a predicted model, not a curated record. NCBI's taxonomy places the organism in Eukaryota, Metazoa, Chordata, Actinopteri, Acipenseriformes, Polyodontidae. Gene Ontology annotation, molecular function: phosphatidate cytidylyltransferase activity.
CAUCGCGAGAGGUGGGGGGGUUUCAGCGUCUGCAUCAAUAAACGCGUAUCAGAGCCCCCCAGGCUGGUACCCGCAGUAACGAGUAACCAUCAAUUGCAAUAAUUAGCCCAUUGCACAGGCAGUAGCGUGCGAAACAAGCCGGGAUGACGGAACUGAGGCGCCGUGGACCGGGGGAGGACGAUGUGUUGCAGCAGCAGGAGUCUGAGUCAGAGGUGCGGACGGAUGGAGAAGCCCCCUCGGACAGCGAGAUCAAGCCCGACCUGGGGGUGCCCCCUAGUGUCGACGACACCCCCGAGGUCCUCAACAAAGCCCUGUCAGGAAUGUCAUCACGGUGGAAGAACUGGUGGGUGCGCGGGAUCCUGACUCUUGCCAUGAUCUCCUUCUUCUUCAUCAUCAUCUACCUCGGUCCCAUGGUCUUAAUGAUGAUCGUCCUCUGUGUUCAGAUCAAGUGUUUCCACGAGAUCAUCAUGAUUGGUUACAGCGUCUAUCACUCCUACCACCUGCCCUGGUUCCGCACUCUCAGCUGGUACUUCCUACUCUGUGUGAAUUACUUUUUCUACGGUGAGACAGUGACGGAUUAUUUCUCCGCGCUGGUUCAGAGGGAGGAGCCGCUGAGAAUCCUCAGCAAGUACCAUCGCUUCAUCUCCUUCACUCUUUACCUGACAGGGUUCUGCAUGUUUGUCCUGAGCCUUGUGAAGAAGCAUUACCGGCUGCAGUUCUACAUGUUUGGCUGGACCCAUGUGACGUUGCUGAUUGUGGUGACUCAGUCCCACCUCAUCAUUCACAAUCUCUUUGAAGGAAUGAUCUGGUUCAUCGUUCCUAUCUCCUGUGUGAUCUGCAAUGACAUCAUGGCGUACAUGUUUGGCUUCUUCUUUGGACGGACCCCCCUAAUCAAGUUGUCUCCUAAGAAGACCUGGGAAGGGUUUAUCGGAGGGUUCUUUGCCACGGUUGUGUUUGGUCUCCUGCUCUCCUAUGUGAUGGCUGGGUGGCGCUACUUCGUUUGCCCGGUCGAGUUCAACAACGACUCGAACCGCUUCGAGGUGGACUGCGAGCCCUCGGACCUCUUCCAGCUGCAGGACUACACCCUGCCCUCCGUGCUGCAGUCUCUCAUUGGCUGGGAGACCGUGCGCAUCUAUCCCUUCCAGAUCCACAGUGUGGCGCUGUCCGCCUUCGCCUCGCUCAUAGGGCCCUUUGGGGGAUUCUUUGCCAGCGGCUUCAAGAGAGCCUUCAAGAUCAAAGAUUUUGCUAACACUAUCCCCGGUCACGGAGGGAUCAUGGACCGAUUCGACUGCCAGUAUCUCAUGGCCACGUUUGUCAACGUCUACAUCGGCAGCUUCAUCAGGGGUCCUAAUCCCAGUCGGGUGAUGCAGCAGCUCCUCGCUCUGCGGCUGGACCAGCAGCUCCACAUCUUCAACACGCUCAGAGCACACCUCAUCGACAAGGGGCUGCUCUCCGCCAACCAGGAGGCGACUGCAGCGUAGGGGUGGGGGGUGGGGUGGGGGGGGGUGAUUAUUUUGUUUCAGUGGCUGUUUUGAAUUCUGCAGUACAAUGUUGUCUGUUCAUCUGUAUUGAGUUCACGAUGGGCCAGGCUCUUAUACAGAAGGUGUGUGUUGAUAACAGGCGCUGUAUUUUUCAUGGCAAUUUUUUUUUUUGGGUGGUUUUUAAAUGCCACUGUAUAACACCUGGGUUUGAGAUUAGGCUGCUGUUGGUAUAGCUGUCUUGAGCCAGUCCAGGUUUUACUCCUGACCUCUGGUUAGGAUUUUAGCUGAAGUGCCACCAAGUCUACAGGGAAACCUGGAAUGGAUUCUGCAGCUAUGAAUUGGGGGUCUUAUUGCCCUUGUGGUGCGGGAUGGGAAAUAAGACCCCUGUUGCACAGCACUUUGAUCCAUACCUGGUUUUACUAUUGGUUUAAUGAGACACACCUGAGCUUGUUACCUAGACACACUGGGGCUUAUCAAGCUGGUGGUAAAACCUUGAAUAGGUGAAACCACUCUGCAACAGGAGUCUUGUUCCCACCCCUGAUCUAGGUUAACACUGUAAUUACACACACACUUACGAAAAACAUUAUUUUUUUUUUUUUAGCAAAUGCUUAGCGUUUUGUUUUGCUUGCUGUAGACGUCGGGACAAGCCACGGCUGUUUUUUUCUAUUUUUUUAAAAUUUUUUAAUAUUUGUUUAUUUAUUCAUUUUUUUUAAGAGCAUUUUACAGCACUGUUGGGACCAAGCUUAAGACAGCUCCUAAACAAAUAGCAAGUUGAUUUUUUUUUUUUCAAUGUCUUUAUUUAAGCGGAUAAAAAGGAGUCGUCGUUUGCCAGGUUUCACUACAAAGACUCUGCUGCUGAAGCCCUGUAAGCUAACACACGGCAGCCCAGCUCCUUGGAUAAUGAGCUGUUCUAGCAGGAAACUUGCUGUAAAGGGCUGUGCAGCUGGACUGGUGUGCUGAUCCCAAGAUAAUUUAGCUACGGCAUUCUGUGUAGGUGUGUUAUAUAAGCCCCUCCUAAUGAGUUGUGUUUUGUCGUUUUUUUUUUUUUUUUAAGUAUAUUAUCCCUGAAUUCCGAAUAUCUGUUACAGGCAUGGAAAGACGACCCUCCCUAAAUUAUAUUUUAAUCGAACUUCAAUUCAUAUUUUUUAUAAUUGUAAUAUUAUCAUGCAAUUGUUACAAAUAUAAGAUCGUCACCUGAUGUUAAUAUAUCUAAAGCGUGACCCAGAUUGCAAGGAUAUUGCUGCUCUAGAAAGAGUGCAAAGAAGAGCGACCUGAAUUAUUCCGCGUUUAAAAGGCAUGUCAUA